Melospiza melodia melodia is the source of this 2283-nucleotide messenger RNA. Its product is annotated as leucine-rich repeat-containing protein 14-like. Gene Ontology annotation, cellular component: cytoplasm. Bases 1 to 2268 code for a protein of 755 amino acids. The transcript is spliced from 8 exons. The record is from RefSeq and is a predicted model, not a curated record. NCBI's taxonomy places the organism in Eukaryota, Metazoa, Chordata, Aves, Passeriformes, Passerellidae.
AUGGCGCACUUCCGGUCGCCGCUGUCGCGACAGGGCGGGGACAUCGCGACAAAGAAGCCGCGGGUGUUUUUGAAUUUUCCCCUCACGAUUUCCCGCGCGGGCCCUCAGCAGGACCGGGCUGGGUUUGCGCCGCUGUUCCCGCAGGGAUUCCGGUUCCAGCGCUUCGGCAGCGCCCUCAGCUCCCGGUGGCCGCGGGAUCGGGAUUGGAACCGGGAUCGGGACCGGGACCGGGAUCGGGACCGGGGAGCUCGGGGGGGGAACGCGAGGCCGCCUCAGAGCGAACCUCCCGCUCCGACCGCGCGGUGGAUCCCGCUCGCUGACUGGAACCGGGAUCGGGACCGGGAAUCGAGCGGAGCUCGGGAGGGACCCCGGAGCCGCCGCCUCAGAGGUGGAUCCCGCUCGCUGACUGGAACCGGGAUCGGGACCGGGGGUCGAGCGGAGCUCGGGAGGGAACGCGGAGCCGCCACCUCAGAGCGAACCUCCCGCUCCAACAGCGCGCUAGCCAAUAGGAAAGCAGAGACUAGGUGGCUCCCGCUCGCUGAUUGGCGGGCGCAGCGCGCAGCCCCGCAGGCGGAGCUCCCGUCGCGGCCGGGGCGGGCGGGGGCCGCGGGCAGGCGCUUCCGCCGUCGGGACAACCCCCCGGCAUUCCGGAACCUUCUCCCACCCGGAAGCGCCGCCAUGGCUCCGUCGCGCAGCCGCUCCACCCAGAUCCCGCCGUGCGUCCCCAAGCGCCAGCUCCCGCCGGGCUACUCGGACUCGCUGCUCUUCCUCUGCGCCCGCCGCAUGGUGGCGCAGCACCCGCUGCCCGUGCUGCUGCCCGCCAUGCCCGCCCACCUCUACCCCAUCCUCUUCCAGGCGGCGUUCCUGGACGGGCGGCCCCUGGUGCUGCGGGACCUGGUGGCCGCGUGGCCGUUCCCGGUGCUCAACUUCCAGCGGCUGGUGGGGCGCCGGGAGCUGCUGCGGGACCAUCCCUGCAAGCUCUGCGUCCAGGCCGUCAUCCUGGCCGUGGUGGCGCAGCUGCGGCGGCAGCUGGAGGAGCCCGGCCACGACGCCAGCGGGUGCCGCCUACGCGUGCUGGACGUGACGGGAGUUCCGGACGACCCGGCCGGCCGCGCUCCGGACGGGAUGAGCGUCUGGUCGGGCACGGUGGCUUUGGCCAAGGCUUGCGUGGAGGUGUCCAAGCACCAGCGGGAAUUCCAGCGGCGCGGAUCCAAGCGGCACAAAGGCCGCUCCGGCGCCGCCACGGCCGCGGCCGCUCCGCAGCCCCCGGGCGUCGACGUCCACGCCGACCUGUUCGUCAACGGGACGUCCUACGGGAUCCUGCGCGACGCGCUCCAGACCGGAUCCGCCGGCCCGCUGCGCCUCAAGUGCCGCGAGUUCCAAGCGGAGAAGCUCUCCCUGGCCGGAAUCGUCAGCCUGCUGGAAACUCUCGACCCCUCCUGCGUGCGGAGGGUGGAUCUGCGCUUCCGGAAUUUGGGAUUGACCGGGCUCUCGGUGAUCCUGCCGCACCUCUCGCGCUUCCCGGAGCUGCGCAGCCUCAAGCUGCAGUACAGCAACGUGGACGUGCGGCGCCCCACGCCCGAGUCGGCCAUCGGCAUCCGGUGCCUGGCCGGGCAGCUGGGAAUGCUGCCCAGCCUGCGCGAGCUCAACCUGGGAUCCUCCCGGCUCUCCGGGAACCUGCGCCAGAUCCUCUGCGACCUCCAGGCCCCGUUGGAGAGCCUGGAAUUGGCCUUCUGCUCCCUCGUCCCCGCCGACCUCGCCUUCCUCUCCCAGAGCUUCCACGCGCCGGCCCUCAAGCGCCUGGACCUGAGCGGCCACGACUUCUCCCAGGGCCUCCUGGAGCCGCUGCGGCUGCUGCUGGAGGAGACCUCGGCCUCGCUGCUGCACCUGGACCUCAUGGAAUGCCGCAUGGCCGACCCCCACCUGGACGCGCUGCUGCCGACGCUGCGCCGCUGCUCCCGCCUGCGCUUCCUGGGACUCUACGGCAACUCCCUGUCCACGGCCGCGCUCAAGGAGCUGCUCCGCAAGACCCUGGAGCUGCCCGACCUCCGCCUGGUGGUCUACCCCUUCCCCGUGGAUUGCUACAAGCCGGAGCCGCCGCGCCGCGUGCCGGGCUCCCGGCGCAUCUACGAGGAGCCCAUGGACGGCGAGCGCUUGGCGGCGGCCACGGCGGAGAUCUCCCAGCUGCUGGCCAAUUCCGGCCGCACCGACCUCGUCUGGACUUACAACCCCUACGGCCACGGCACGCUGGACUACUUCUCUUUGUGAUUCCCAAAAAAACAA